Vanrija pseudolonga is the source of this 762-nucleotide messenger RNA. RefSeq names its product 3-beta-hydroxycholanate 3-dehydrogenase (NADP(+)). The coding region runs from base 1 to 762 and encodes 253 amino acids. Lineage: Eukaryota; Fungi; Basidiomycota; Tremellomycetes; Trichosporonales; Trichosporonaceae. The record is from RefSeq and is a predicted model, not a curated record. The transcript is spliced from 2 exons. Gene Ontology annotation, molecular function: oxidoreductase activity.
AUGUCCACACCAAAAGUCAUCCUCAUCACCGGCGCGUCAGGCGGCAUCGGGCGCGCAUGCGCCGUCGCCUUGUCUAAAGCGUUCGCGCCGCUCGUGCUCGUCCUCUCUGGCCGGCGUGAGGCAGAGCUGCAGGCGACCGCGGCCGCUUGUGCGCCUGGCACGACGGUCGAGGUCGUCGCUGGGGACGUGAGCGACGAGGCCGACGUGCGGAGGAUGUUUGAACUCGUGCAGACCAAGUACGGCCGGCUGGACGUGCUCUUCAACAACGCCGGCGUCGACCUGCUCAACUCGGUCCCGAUCGAGGACGCCGACAUGGCGACGUUCCGUAAAGUCCUAGACGUGAACGUCAUGGCUGCGGUGCAGACGACUGCCGCCGCCGUGCGGAUCAUGAAGGCCCAGUCCCCUCCAGGCGGGAGGAUCAUCAACAACGGGUCCAUCUCGAGCGAGAGCCCGCGGCCCGACUCGGCAGCGUACACGGUCAGCAAGCAUGCCAUCCUCGGCCUGACGCGCUCGACGAGCCUCGACGGCAGGAAGUAUGGGAUUGCAGCGACGCAGCUGGACAUUGGGAACGCGCAGACCGAUAUGGGCGGGCACGCGGCCAAGGGCUGCCGCCAGGCCGACGGGAGUAUCCGCCCCGAACCGAUGAUGGGGGUGAAGAACGUUGCGGACACGGUCGUGUUCGUCGCGGGGCUGCCCCUCGAGGCGGAUGUGCAGAGGCUGAGUAUCCUCGCUACUGGGAUGCCGUUCGUCGGGAGGGGUUAG